AUGGAGUCACACACAGGCUGGUGGCACAAAGGGGCUGCAGGAGCUGAGGAAAACUUCUUGGAGAAGCUAACAUUUGGGUUAGAGCUAUUGAGGAACCUGCUGAAGUGGUACGCCAAGGAAUUCAAAGACCCUCUGCUGCAGGACCCCCCAGUGUGGUUUAAAUCCUUCCUGUUUUGCGAGCUUGUGUUUCAGCUGCCUUUCUUUCCCAUUGCAACAUAUGCCUUCUUCAAAGGGAGCUGCAAGUGGAUUCGUACCGCCGCCAUCGUCUACUCAGCCCACACCAUGACAACCCUGAUUCCAAUUCUCUGCACGUUUCUAUUGGAGGAUUUCUCUAAAGCCAGUGGUUUCAAAGGACAAGGGCCUAAGACUUUACGUGAACGCUUAACCCUUGUAUCUGUCUAUGCCCCUUACUUCCUCAUCCCUCUUAUGCUUCUGCUUUUCAUGUUGCGGAGCCCCUACUACAAAUAUGAGGAGAAAAGAAAGAAAAAAUGAGAUAACUACACAAGGAAAAGUGCUCAGAACCCAUGUCUUCAGUAGCAUUUGAAACACACCAGCAGCAGGAGCCAUAAACUGUUACCUUCCAUGGGCACUGGCACAGACCCAUCACCUGAGGACAGGCCACCUUCACCAUGUACCCACGUUCCAUUGCAGAAUUACCAAAAACAGGACCAGACCAGAAAUGGAUAAACUUCUAAGAAACAUACCCUGCUUGGCAUUUUCAUGAGUUAUUUGAUCCACAAUAUGCAUGUGACUAAACCCCUUGACUCAAGAUUCUCUACAGCAAAUCCCUAUUCAGCAAAAUGAGUAGUAUGAUGUUUCAGGCCAUUUUUAAGUUUCAAAUUAUGCCUCUUCAAUAUUCAUUAAAAACUAUGUUGUUUUCUUGCCUUACCCCUGGUGGGGAGAGGAGAGAACACCGUCUGCCAGAGGCUUAAGGCUCAGCCCUGGCUGACUUUCAGGCAGAUGUGGGUUAAACCAGAAGGUGCUUUGUUUCUGUUUUAAACGGCUUGUCCCAGAAGGAGAGAUUUUUUAAAAAGUCUCCUUGUUUAUCUUCUUUCCAAACUUUAGUCCUGUCUUUUUACAGACCACCGGACAGGAGUCACUCUACUCUGAGGUCUGGUGUCUCAAACCUGACCUGGAAGUGUGCUGCCUUCUGGAUAACUACAUUCUUCCUAAUAGUUUAAUCAUUCCUCCCCGUGCUUGUCUCAGUCAAAUGGGGGCACAGCUGGGCAUAACAUGUCCACUGUAUGCAUCUAGGGUCUCUUCAUGUUGGUACCUUGUUACAUUAGCUUUCUCUAAGUUCAUACUCAAAGCUAACUUAAAAAAAAAAAAGAUUUAUGAACACAUGGACAACAGAAGAAAUUGGUUCCAGUCGAUUCCCUCUUGCCUGUUCUGCUCACAAGCCAUAUUACUCUAAUUAUUGGGAGUAUCCUCUGACUCGUGUCCAGUCCAAAUAAAGGUAGCUGCUGGCCAUUGCCUGGUUUGUUUUGUGGACAAGAGGCUGGAGAGUGCAAGGUUCUCUUACAAGUGAUUAAGUGUACACUUUAAGGGCACCAGGAAAAGAGGUAGAUAAGCCAUUUGAAAACAAUAAUUUAUUGCUUUUUUUCUCCAAAGCUUUGUGAAUUUACA
Messenger RNA from Myotis davidii, 1626 nucleotides. RefSeq names its product transmembrane protein 97 (gene TMEM97). Bases 1 to 492 code for a protein of 163 amino acids. Gene Ontology annotation, cellular component: endoplasmic reticulum. The record is from RefSeq and is a predicted model, not a curated record. The transcript is spliced from 3 exons. Lineage: Eukaryota; Metazoa; Chordata; Mammalia; Chiroptera; Vespertilionidae.